This is a messenger RNA of Hydractinia symbiolongicarpus, 2776 nucleotides long. RefSeq names its product Krueppel-like factor 6. The transcript is spliced from 2 exons. The coding region runs from base 233 to 1252 and encodes 339 amino acids. Lineage: Eukaryota; Metazoa; Cnidaria; Hydrozoa; Anthoathecata; Hydractiniidae. Gene Ontology annotation, molecular function: DNA-binding transcription factor activity, RNA polymerase II-specific; RNA polymerase II cis-regulatory region sequence-specific DNA binding. The record is from RefSeq and is a predicted model, not a curated record. Gene Ontology annotation, biological process: regulation of transcription by RNA polymerase II.
UAUAGAACAAUUAUGUUCAAGAUGAUUGGUUCACUUGUUUUGUGUAAUUUGAAAUGAAAAGCAACAGCUACAAAUCAUCACGUUUAAGCUUUUUAAAGCUCGUUGGAAUAAAAAUGUUAAUACGGUUUUGUCUUAAUAUUCUGCUGAGUAUAUUAUAGAUCGUAGGUUCAUAAAGUUUUGAUAAUACCCAGAAGAAAUAAAGAAGUUUUAGUUGCAUAUUUUUUGCAUCAAGAUGGUUAUGGAAAUGGAUGCGUCGUACGCUUUGCCAUCAUCGUCCAUAUUUCAAGAAUUACAACGUAUUCAUGAUACGGGAUUUUUUAGCCCUGUUCAUUCUUUGGAAGAUAAAUUUCAACAGAAUCGAUUGGAAAUGGAUCGUUACCUUGGCAACGAGCCUAACCGUCACAGUUCUGUAGGGAGUCGUGAUAAACAAAGCGAAGCUACUACGGUUGCUUGGAAUGAGUUUCAUGCUCCAGAUGAGAUGCUUGAGGAUGUCAACAGUUUAACCCAUGAUAUUGAACAGUUCAAACCUUAUUUCGAUUUCUACUCCAUGAACAGUAAAAUUCAUGUCGUGUUACCUGAGACACCAACUGAAUCCAAGUUCUCCGAUAGCACAGACUUACCUAUAUUUAAAAGAACUAAUAUUUCACGUUUCCCAUUAUUUAAUAAUUCACAGACAAUUGAGACUUCUUUAUAUUCAGACCAUGCUUUAGUUGUGAAACCAGUUAUCCUUACUCCACCAAGCUCACCUGAGUCGGUGUCAAGUAGUGGUAGUGGCAAUACGUCUCCACGUGUUCACAAAAUUACAAAGGGACAAAGAAUACAAAAGGCUAAAUUGCAAAAUACAAACACCACAAAACUUCUAGACUCGAUUACUCUAAACCCUGACAAUUCACUGAAUAUAUCUGAUUUAUCUAUCCUGGACUCUAAGAAACGUAUCCAUCGAUGUCAGUUUAAUGGAUGUAAAAAAGUAUAUACGAAAUCCUCACACUUAAAAGCUCAUCAAAGGACACACACUGGUGAAAAGCCAUACAAAUGUACCUGGGAAGGUUGUCACUGGCGAUUUGCUAGAUCAGAUGAACUUACGCGACAUUUUAGGAAACAUACUGGCGCCAAACCUUUUAAAUGUUCAGCGUGCGAUAGAUGCUUCUCCAGGUCUGAUCAUUUGGCAUUACAUAUGAAACGUCAUGGCAACAUACCCACGAAUAAUAAUAAUAAUAAUAGCAAUAAUAAUUCAAAUAGUACAAGUAAUUAAAUUAUUUUUUAGGUCAUACAUUUUAUUAAAGUAUUUCUGUUUUUUUCUGUUUUGAUUUUGAAGCAGUGGAGCUCAUAGAAUUCCAACUUAAUCAUUUAAUUUAGGAUUGAAACUUUCAAAACUAUCAACAUCUGAAACAUUUUAUUUUUUCUAAUCCCUGGGGUUUUUAUCUUGUUUUGAAAUUUUUAAUGAAGCCAGUGUUUUUAACACAAGUUCAUUAAAGAGAAAAAUAAUUCACAUAUUCAUCUGAAUAUGAAAAAAACACAAAGAACCACAUAUGUUCUUCAUUCAGAAAAAAAUUGAAUAUAAAAAGACUUUUUUUUCGCAAUGUGCUUGCAUUUGCAAAAAAAGUUGUUUUUUUUUUCUUUGUUUACAUAUUUCGAAACAAUACUCAACGUUGAGAAAUUAAUAAUUUAUCACUCUAAGCGUGUGUGUUUUUCGACAGAUUUUUUGCGCGCAAACAAUACCUGAUAUUCGUCGUCCGGCAAAUUAGACCAUCUUACACGGAAUUUCCUAACUAUAUAGAUUUAUUUACAUUUUUUAUACAUGAUAUUUAAUUUUUUGCUCGCAUCUAUGAAUAGUGUAUAUUCUUAUUUUUCUACUACGUUAUUUAUCAGUCUGCAAAAAAUCCACUUUGCUUGGCUGUUGUUUAUGUUGUGUUGGUGAUUGUUUUAUGUAAAAUUUGGUAACUGUUCCAAAGCAGAUUAAAUGGAGAGGACGAAAAGCAAAAUAUUUGAAUUUUCGUAAUCUGAAGACAAAUAAAUGUUACACACAAUGUAAUCGCGAUGAAAGUGUCUCCUCGAGUUUUGCUCUCCAUCGCAGAUACUUUUUUAGAAAGACAAGGUUAGAUUUUUAUUUUCAGUUGUUCGGGACCAAAGCACAGGAGAGAUUUAGGUUAUUUUUUAUAUGCAUACUCAAUCUAGUUAUCUUUUAUUUGUUUUUCAGAAUAUUUCUUGUGAUCUAAUUUACAUGGCCUUUAAAAAGCAAAGGUGAGAUAUGCUAGUGUAUGGGUUAACAUAUCACUAUGAAAAUAUUUGUCUUUAAACGUUGUAGUGUAAACAAGGUGUUAUUGAACGACCUGUCAAGACUUUUUGUUAUUAAUCAAAACUCUGAUUUCCUAAUAUGAGAAUUAAAAGUUGUUUAUUAUUGUGCUUGUUGUUUUUUAUAGUUCUGUAUCGUCUUAUUUGCGUAUAAUGUUUAUGUGAAAAGAAAUUUUUGUAUAUAUUGUAUUUAGUUAGAUGUUACAAUUGUAAAAAUGGUGAACAAAACACAAAAUUAUUAUAUUUGACGCCGAAUAAUUCUGUAAAUUAUUUUUAAAACUUCCAUUUUUUUAAAACUUUUAUCUGCUUCGUUUGAUAAGUCGUGUCUAUCUUACGUUCUUCUUGCGUUCUAUUUGUCUCUUCAUUUUAUUCUCGACAAAUUCAGAUGGUUUCACCUCCUUUUUUUCGAACUUUUUUGUGGUAUGUAAUUAUCUUGUGUUUUUACAUGCAAUGAUGAUAGGAGAAAAUAAAUCUUAAAAAAUAA